AUGGACCCUCAAAAUGAUGAAAAUGAAAUUGUUGCUAAUGACCAAUUGAAUGAUGGUGUGGAUAAUUGUCGGUCCAAGGCCAAGCUCAUAGAUGGAGAUAAAGUUGUCGAGGAGCCUAAGAACGGUAUGCUAUUUGGCUCCAUAGAGGAAGUCGUUGACUAUUAUAGGAAUUAUGGAAAGCAAGCGGGUUUUGGUGUGACACAAAAGAAGAAGAAAAAGUAUGAAAAUGGAGAUGUACAUUACAUCACUCUGACAUGUGCUCGCGGAGGCAAAGCAUCAUCCAGUUCAAGUAAUAACCUUUGCAAGACUAGCAAAACAAGCAAAACGGGGUGUAAGGCUACUUUGAAUGCAACGUUAGUGGAUACAUCGUGGUAUGUGACAAAUGUAAAUCUAGGGCAUAAUCACGACUUAAGCCCAGGUAAAGCGAGAUACUUUCAGUGCAACAAGAAGUUGGAUCCUGCUACGAAGAGAAAGCUUGAUAUAGAUGAUAGAGCUGGAAUCCGUACGAAUAAAAUUUAUAACGCACUAGCCGUUAAAGCGGGGGGAUAUGAGAAUCUUACAUUUGGAGAGAGAGAGUGUCGCAAUUAUAUUGCGAACUCAAGACGCCUUCGCCUUGGUACAGGAGGUGCCACAGCACUUCAUGACUAUUUCAAUAGAAUGCGGAAAGUAAAUGAUGAUUUUUAUUUUGAUAUAGAUGUGGAUGAUGAGUGUAGGCUGAGAAAUGUAUUUUGGGCUGGUGCACGAAGUAGAGCAUCAUAUUAA
Alnus glutinosa is the source of this 762-nucleotide messenger RNA. RefSeq names its product protein FAR-RED IMPAIRED RESPONSE 1-like. The transcript has 2 exons. Bases 1 to 762 code for a protein of 253 amino acids. The record is from RefSeq and is a predicted model, not a curated record. Lineage: Eukaryota; Viridiplantae; Streptophyta; Magnoliopsida; Fagales; Betulaceae.